Microdochium trichocladiopsis is the source of this 1134-nucleotide messenger RNA. RefSeq names its product mitochondrial carrier domain-containing protein. The coding region runs from base 1 to 1134 and encodes 377 amino acids. The record is from RefSeq and is a predicted model, not a curated record. Lineage: Eukaryota; Fungi; Ascomycota; Sordariomycetes; Xylariales; Microdochiaceae. Gene Ontology annotation, molecular function: pyrimidine nucleotide transmembrane transporter activity. Gene Ontology annotation, biological process: pyrimidine nucleotide import into mitochondrion. The transcript is spliced from 2 exons. Gene Ontology annotation, cellular component: mitochondrion.
AUGUUGCAGAAGUGGGCGACAGGCGCUUCCGAGUCGCAGUUCAAUGCCCUGGCUGGAGCGUUAGGCGGUCUUACCUCUGGCAUCGUGACGUGUCCGCUCGAUGUCAUCAAGACCAAGCUGCAAGCCCAGGGUGGCUUCAUGACCAUCGCUAAGGGCAGGCAUGUCAGCCACCACAAAGUGUACGAAGGUCUCACGGGCACUGCCCGAGUGAUAUUGAAGGACGAAGGAAUCAGAGGGUUAUAUAGGGGCUUGGGACCCAUUAUUCUCGGCUAUCUCCCCACGUGGGCGGUGUGGUUUACAGUGUACAACAAGAGCAAGAUGUUCCUGGCCGAGAAGGAGUUGGUGCAAAAUCAGAACUUCAUCAAUUUCUGGUCAUCGAUAGUGGCGGGCGCAAGCAGUACCAUCGUCACGAAUCCGAUAUGGGUGAUAAAGACAAGACUCAUGUCGCAGUCUUCUACAGGACAUGGGGCUCCCGUCUCAGCUUUUCCCAGGCCGGGCUCAACACCAACCUCGAGGCCGUCGAUCAACUCCCCUUGGCACUACAACUCAACACUCGAUGCCGCUCGCAAGAUGUACUCCUCAGAAGGAGUUCUCUCAUUCUACUCCGGGCUCUCGCCGGCACUUCUCGGUCUGACUCACGUGGCAGUGCAGUUCCCCGUAUAUGAGUACCUGCGAACAAAAUUUACAGGGCAAGGCAUGGGCGAGAUUGGAAAAGGAGAGAGCGAAAAGCGCCAUUGGCUUGGACUUCUUUCGGCGUCCGUCAUGUCCAAGAUUUUGGCAAGCUCAGCAACAUAUCCCCACGAAGUGAUUCGCACGCGAUUGCAAACACAACGUCGCCCAGCCGCUGGAGUGGAAUACUUCCCAGGGCAUGACCCCAAGAGUGCUUCCGGUGUCAAAGCGGCAGCUGCCGUGCCUAAGUAUAGAGGUGUGCUCAUGACGUUCCGCACCAUACUGCUCGAAGAAGGCUGGAGAGCAUUCUAUGCCGGCAUGGGGGUUAACAUGAUGCGGGCCGUGCCAGCCGCCACGGUCACCAUGAUGACAUAUGAGUUUGUGAUGCAGCAUCUUCACGCAGCCAAGGCAGAAGGGCGGAGGAUAAAGAAUCAGAUGGGAGCGGAUGAAACACGAGACCCCUGA